AUGAAAUUACUGGGUGCCAUUAUUCUGACUCUUCUCGCAGUGGAGUGUUGGGGAACGCGAGUACAGUCAAGUAAAAAAAAAAAGGAAGUAGCAGCCGAUCAAACAGCUGCCUCAUCAUUCUGGAGCCCUGCGAUAAAGACAGGCAAUAUCUUCAGCCAAGAUGACAAUUCGAACUUCUUCUCCGCCGGUCACGGAUUGGUGCAAACCCACCCGAUAUCCAGCACCUUCCAGAGUGGGUUCGGUGGAAUCGACGAUUUGGGAACCCGUGGAGCCACCGUACGGCCACCUCGGACGCGCCCUCUGGACUACAGUGAGCGCGCAACCGCGGAACUGCGCAGGAACCCUUCCUUGUCAGCUCCUGAUGAAUGCGCACGUGCCUGUCGUGAGGGAGAACCACCCAGAAUCUGCUACUACCAUUUCACGCUAGAGUACUACUCAGUUUUGGGCGCUGCCUGUCAAGUCUGCACCCCGAAUGCAACCAAUACUGUCUGGAGUCACUGUCAGUGUGUUUUGGCUGAUGGAGUCGAACGAGGAAUCCUUACGGCCAACCGGAUGAUUCCUGGACCCAGUAUACAGGUCUGCGAAGGAGACAAAGUAGUGGUUGACGUAGAAAACCACAUGCAGGGAAUGGAAGCGACUAUCCACUGGCACGGAGUCUGGCAGCGUGGAAGCCAGUACUACGACGGAGUACCUUACGUGACCCAGUGUCCUAUCCAGGAGGGAAACACUUUCCGGUACCAAUGGACGGCAGGAAACGCAGGAACCCACUUCUGGCACGCCCACACUGGACUCCAGAAGAUUGACGGUCUCUAUGGAAGCGUAAUUGUCCGUCAACCACCCAGCAAGGACCCCAACAGCAACUUGUACGACUACGACUUGACCACCCACGUGGUUUUGAUCAGUGACUGGAUGCACGAAGACGCAGCUGAAAGGUUCCCCGGAAGACUGGCAGUCAACACUGGCCAGGACCCCGAAACCGUUUUGAUCAACGGAAAGGGUCAGUUCAGGGACCCCAACACCGGAUUCAUGACCAACACACCUCUAGAAGUAUUCACUGUGACUCCUGGACGCAGGUACAGGUUCCGAUUGAUCAACUCCUUUGGAAGUGUUUGUCCAGCUCAGAUCACCUUCCAAGGUCAUGAACUCACUUUGAUUGCUACUGAUGGUGAACCUGUUCAACCAGUCCAGGUCAACACAAUCAUCUCCUUCUCUGGAGAGCGUUACGACUUCGUAAUCAACGCAGACCAACCAGUCGGCGCGUAUUGGAUCCAACUCCGUGGAUUAGGAGAAUGUGGAAUAAAACGAGCUCAGCAAUUAGGAGUGCUUAGAUACGCGAGAGGACCUUACCAACCAGCCAGCCAGCCACCAACUUACGACCUAGGUCUUCCUCAAGGAGUAGUCCUGAACCCGCUUGACGCAAUCUGUAACAUGCCGCGUGACGACGCCGUGUGUGUAAACCAACUUAAGAACGCCAAGCCAAUCGACGAAGGAAUCUUGCAAGCCAGACCUGAUGUCAAGAUCUUCCUGCCCUUCAGAUUCUUGUUCUACAGACCUGAAGAAGUCUUCCAACCCAACACCUACAACAGGUUCUUGGUAGCGCCCACAGGGGACCAUGUAAUCUCGCUGGUCGAUGAAAUUUCCUUCACCUUCCCUCCAGCACCUCCACUGUCCCAAAUUGAUGACAUCCCACCAGAACAAUUCUGUAACGGAGACAACAGACCUGCUGAUUGUGGAGCUAACUGCAUGUGCACGCACAAGGUUGAUAUUCCUCACAACGCUAUCGUAGAAGUCGUUCUGGUUGAUGAAGUCCAGCAGCCCAAUCUCUCGCAUCCGUUCCAUCUUCACGGAUAUGCUUUCAAUGUUGUGGGAAUGGGAAGGUCGCCUGAUAAGAAUGUCAAGAAAAUCAACUUGAAACACGCACUGGAUCUUGAUAGACGUGGGCUUCUUCACAGGGAGUUUAAUUUGCCGCCUUCUAAGGAUACUAUUGCUGUGCCGAACAAUGGAUAUGUUGUCUUCAGAUUCCGAGCUGAUAAUCCUGGAUACUGGCUGUUCCACUGUCACUUCUUGUUCCACAUCGUGAUCGGGAUGAACCUGGUGCUUCAUGUGGGUACCCACGCAGAUUUACCACCAGUACCACCAAACUUCCCGACCUGCGGUGACCAUUUACCACCGAUAACGCCGCCACUUGCUCUGGAUAGUCCCUUCCAUUGA
Messenger RNA from Cotesia congregata, 2211 nucleotides. NCBI's taxonomy places the organism in Eukaryota, Metazoa, Arthropoda, Insecta, Hymenoptera, Braconidae. The record is from the annotation of a GenBank genome assembly.